Messenger RNA from Papilio machaon (common yellow swallowtail), 4992 nucleotides. RefSeq lists its product as uncharacterized. The coding region runs from base 1 to 4992 and encodes 1663 amino acids. The transcript is spliced from 3 exons. NCBI's taxonomy places the organism in Eukaryota, Metazoa, Arthropoda, Insecta, Lepidoptera, Papilionidae. Gene Ontology annotation, molecular function: nucleic acid binding; RNA-DNA hybrid ribonuclease activity. The record is from RefSeq and is a predicted model, not a curated record.
AUGGAUACCGACCCUCCCGAUCCUGGGGGUGGUUAUGAAAAUUGUAAUAUACUCCCACAGACAGAUGGUUCUUUGAAUAAUAAUAGAAAAAGGACUAAUUAUGAUAAUGAUUAUGUUCAACAUUACGUUGUUAAAAAAACUGGUGAUCUCCCUAUUCCUUCUAUUCAAUCAACGUACAUAACCCCUGAAUUUACUCUGAGAAAAAAUAAAUAUGAAGGCUCUGAAUCCCCUUUUUUAGUUCAUGUUUCCAAAAAAGAAAAUGAGUCGUCUUUAGGUGUUUCUCUAAGACCAAUCCACUUUGGAUAUUUUUUGUCAAAAAAUAAUAUUAAAAAUGUACUGGCUGAUGGUGUGAAACGUGUUGGUCGCAAUCGCAUAUCGGUUGAGUUCAAGUCAGCGUCAGAUGCUAACUCUUUUCUCGAGCUACCCACUCUAACGCAAUAUAAUUAUGAGGCAGUAAUCCCCUCAUACAAUGUUACCCGAAUGGGGAUUAUUAGAAAUAUGCCCACCGAGUGGUCAUUGGAAGAAAUUGUUGAGGAAUUAAACUCUGACCUUACCCAGCGAGGCCUAGGUAAAAUAGUACGAGCUCGCAGACUUAAUAGAAAAGUCCGAAGUGAAGGUGGGCCCCCCUCGUGGGUUCCCACUCAAUCCAUUGUACUUACUUUCUCAGGACAAAGGAUACCAGAACAUGUUUAUGGCUUUUAUAAUUCUAUACCUGUUGAAAUAUAUUUGUUGCCAACAAUUCAAUGCAACAAGUGUUGCAGAUUUGGGCAUGUCAAGUCACAAUGCAGGUCGAAACCCCGCUGCUUUGUCUGUUCCCAACCUCAUGAAGGAGAAACAUGUGACAAAACAUCUCCAACUUGCCUGUACUGCUCUGGAAGUCAUAGAGCCAAUGACCAAACCUGCCCUGAAUUCGAUAGACAAAAAAAAAUUAAGUAUGUCAUGUCCACUGAAAAUAAAUCCUAUCAAGAGGCUUCUGCAAGGUACCCCCGCACCGGCAUGCGUUCAUAUUCUGGAUCAACUAGUAAGAUCUCUUCUGUUUCAUGUUCCCCCCAAUCUUCCUCCCCUCGUACUCCACUGAAAUCUUCAAGCCGUAAAACUGUGUUCCUUCCACGCCGGACAUCUACUCCGGCCUCAAGCCCUGGUUAUGAUCGCCGUGCGCUCCAAAGGAUCACGGAAUACCCUCCCUCGUCUCUCUCCAAUGGAUGUGCCAUUUCCAAUACAUCAAUUUCAGCUUCUGAUGAUUCAAUGCCACAGGGCAAUGAAAUAUCUUCCGUAUUGAAUUUCUUCUCACGGCUUUCCGAAGUCGAUUUACCGAACAAUCUUAGAGAAAAACUUACUCAGCGUCUAUUCUCCCUUCCCGAUGGCUCCUCGCAAUAUUCUGCAAUGGAACUGUCUCCUGUUAUCGUUGCCAUUCAGGAGACUUGGUUGAACCCGGAGAUUCGAUUCCGUAUCCCUGGUUUCGCCUGUCUCAGGGAUGACAGAGUUGAUGGGCAUGGUGGUUCUGCGUUAUUAAUUUCUCGAUCUAUUACCUACUCACAAAUUCCACUUUCAGGUCUCUCGAAUACAUUCAACGCUGUAGCUCUUAGAGCUUUUAACAUUUCUUUUAUUUCUAUAUACAUACCAGAUCCCCGUCUUUCCACCCUAAAUGAACUAUUUGUGAUAAUAGAUUCUCUUCCACCUCCUGUCGUUCUCCUAGGAGAUUUCAAUAUUCAUCACACUCUUUGGGGGUCCCACUCCUGCGACUCCCUAUCCCUUGAAUUUCUCGAUCUCCUGCAUGACCGUGAUCUUUGUAUAAUAAACGACGGCACUCCCACGCGAAGAGUCCGACCGGGACAAGACGAGAGAAGUGCGGUCGAUCUUUCCAUUUGUUCUCCCUCGCUGGCUUCUUUAUUCUCUUGGACGGUACAACCCUUUGGUUGUGGCAGUGAUCAUUUUCCUAUCUUAUUGUCUAUUCCUGAUACUUCUUCUCACACCUUUUGUAAUAAUCCCCGUCCCCGUCUUAAGUAUAAAUUAUCUAGGGCUGAUUGGUCUCAAUUUUGUUCUGAGACCGACCGAGAAGUUUCGAAAAUCCCCCUUCCAUGUCUCGACAAUAUGACGGACUCACUUGAGCGCUUUAAAAAUGCCCUCUUUAAAGCUGCAGAUAAGUCUAUUCCGCUUUUAUCAAAGGGUAAAAACAAAAUUCCCUCCCCUCCAUGGUGGGACAGUGAGUGUACGCAAAUGUACAAAAAACGUAAAGAAGCUGAAGCAAUUUAUAACUCAUCCAUGACCGAACAAAAUUUUAUUAAUUAUCAGCAUGUGGCCGCUCAAGCUGCGAGAACCUUCUCCGACAAAAAACGUUCUGGUUGGCGUCACUUCUGUGAAUCUCUUUCCCCCAUGUCUCCCCCUUCAAUGGUGUGGAGAAACAUAAAACGAUUUCGUGCGUCUGUUACCUCUUGUGAAGACUCUUCCAAUGAUCACUCAGUCUGGAUAGACACUUUUGCACAGAGACUUGCUCCUCCGGUUGCCCCUUCUAUGGAAGAAACUACAGUAUUUCAGUCAUCGGGCCCAUUAGAAAAUGAGUUUGACCGCCCAUUCUCUUGGGAUGAGUUUUUGUGUGCCAUUAAUGGCCUCAAAGAUUCUUCACCGGGUAUAGAUGAGAUCCCUUAUUCUUUCAUCGUAAAUUCUGGUCUAGAAACUCGUAAAUUUUUUUUAAAUUUAAUAAAUAUCAUCUUUUUCUCCAGCCUUCCGCCGGAAGAAUGGAAAUCUCAAAUUAUACUCCCUAUUCUUAAACCUGGGAAGUUAAGUAAUGAUCCUCUGGGAUAUAGACCUAUCGCACUGUCAUCUACCUUGGCAAAAAUAUUAGAACAUCUGAUUAAAAAUAGAUUGGAAUGGCUAGUGGAAAGUAGAGGUAUAAUAGCUAAAAGUCAAUAUGGUUUCCGGAAGGGAGCAGGAACGAUGGAUAGUUUAAGUUCAUUUAUUACUGAUAUCCGUAUAGCCCUUUCGAAAAAUAAAUCGGUGAUUGGCGUAUUUCUGGACAUCUCAUCAGCAUACGAUAAUGUACUUCUUCCGGUGCUCAGAAGCAAAAUGCUUCAUCUGAACAUUCCUGUGAGGAUAGUUAACUAUAUUUCAAAUUAUCUUUCGGCUAGAUCUGUCCAAAUUUCUAGUAAAAAUUCUCUUCUCCCCUCUAGACUUGUCUGGAAGGGCCUGCCCCAAGGAUCUGUCCUAAGUCCCCUGCUAUACAGUAUAUACACCCAUGAUUUGGAGCUUACCGUCAAUUCAUUUUGUGAUGUCCUACAAUACGCUGAUGAUUUAUCACUUUAUGUAUCGUCUGACAACUUUGACGAAGCCACCUCUCGACUUAACACUGCUAUUAGAUAUCUGGAUGAUUGGCUUCAGAAUCACGGUCUCAAUCUCUCUAUACCUAAAAGUACAGUUGUGGUAUUUUCUAGAGUCAGAAAUAUACCUAAUAUUUCAAUUUCUUGCAAUGGUAAUAUAAUUCCAGUCAAAAAUAAAGUAAAGUUUUUAGGUCUUAUCCUGGAUUCAAAAUUGACAUCAAUUCACCAUAUUAAUCAUGUCAUUGCGAAAUGCGAAAGAAAUAUAAACAUUAUUCGUUCCCUUUCAGGUGUUUGGUGGGGUUCCCACCCAUUUUCACAAAAGCUCUUGUAUAAUGCCAUAGUUAGAAGUCAUCUCGACUAUGGCAUCUUUAUUCUUGAACCAUGCAAUAAAUUACCUCUACAUGCACUAGACAAAGUCCAGGCUAAAUGUCUCAGAUUGAUUACAGGGGCUAUGAAAUCCUCUCCUAUUAACGCAAUGCAAGUCGAAUGUGUUGACCCCCCUCUACAUAUCAGGAGACAGUACCUUAGUGAUCGCUUUAUUUUUAAAAUUUUUCAAACUUCUUCACAUAGUCUUCUUCCAAAACUUCAUGAACUGUCACACCUUGUUACUGCCGGUGGAUAUUGGGCACACAAAGAACCUCCUUGUCUUGUAAAAAGUUAUCUCAAAAUCACUCGUCUUGCUUGUCCACUUUCUCAAACUACCCUUAAUCCCAUAUUUGAAAUUCCCUAUCAGGCGUUAGUUCAUAACCCGAACAUAAUACUGGACUUAAAUAUAACUAAGGACCCAGCUUCCGCAAACACCAAUUUCCAGCGAAUAGUUGAUGAGCGCUGGAGUGAUUGGCUUAUUAUUUAUACGGAUGCCUCCAAGCUCUCAGUGCAUGGUUACGUGGGAGCAGCUGUCUGGAUUCCCAAAUUCCGUAUAGUAUUAAAUUUUAAACUUCCCUCCUUAUCCUCGGUAUUUACUGGAGAGUCGGUUGCCAUCUUAGAAGCCUUAAUGUACAUCGAAUCACACAAGAUUAGAAAGACAAUAAUAUUUUCGGAUUCUAAAAGCUGUUUAGACGCAAUUUUAUCAAAUCAAUUUAGAAGUAAAUCAAGAUUCCCUUUUAUUAUGGAAAUUAAAAACAUUUUGUACAGAUGUUCUCUGCAAGGUCUCCAGGUCACUCUUGCGUGGAUUCCAGGUCAUUCUGGGAUCCAGGGCAAUGAGUCAGCUGACCAUUUAGCUAAAGAAGCCACAUCGUGUGGCUCAAUGAGUCACCACAAACUAUACAUUCAUGACCUGGUGUCCUUGGCUAAGGAACAUCUUUUGUCUAGUUGGAAAUCUGUGUGGUCCGAGACUUCUAUUAGCAAAGGAAAAUACUAUGCAGACAUACAAGAAUCCAUACCAGUGAGGCCAUGGAUUUUUAAGUUCCCUGAUGCAAAUAAGCAGACCACGUCGACGAUCUGUCGACUACGAUUAGGCCAUGCGUGCACUCCAACUUUCUUAGCGAAAAUCAGGGUUAAGGAUAGCUCGCUAUGUGAAUGCGGAUUAGGUGAAGGAACGGUGGACCAUAUAUUUUUCUCUUGCCCGAACAGAACUUCUUCCUUAAUUGAUGUCCUCCCCAAUUAUAUCCCUCGUCCCACUAACUUUAAGACCCUCUUAACCCACGAACAUACCCCGUUUGUAAAUCAACGUUUGUAG